Messenger RNA from Sardina pilchardus (European sardine), 5426 nucleotides. It is a transcript of the gene lingo4a, whose product is annotated as leucine rich repeat and Ig domain containing 4a. The transcript has 3 exons. Gene Ontology annotation, molecular function: protein binding. Lineage: Eukaryota; Metazoa; Chordata; Actinopteri; Clupeiformes; Clupeidae. The record is from RefSeq and is a predicted model, not a curated record. Bases 464 to 2302 code for a protein of 612 amino acids.
UGUAGCCUACUGUUGAGAUAUUGUGAAACUACAGACAACAUGUUUUGGUUGUCUCUCGGUGGCGUGCGUGCGGAAUAUGAGCGUGAUGGUCAGGUUUGAGACGGACGACCCAAAUAAUCCGUGAGACAGAUGCGACAUACUGGCGGAAACAACGCUAUGGAGAAUGUUGUUCAGAGUGAAUAUGACACUAGGCUAACACCUGUGGACGUCUGACAGGGCUGGACACGGAAACUGAAUCCGCGGUAGUCCUCUGCAUUCGCAGGUGUGUUCACCUGCCGCCUUGGCACUUCGCAGGAUGCACCGCGAACGGAAUACACCGCCUGGAUGUCCAUAGACGAGUUCGAAACUUCAUCAUUGUCCAGUCAGAAUGUCGGUUAGUCACGGGUCAGAAAGGACUGGUGCGUUGUGAAACACUGUUGGUUAUGAGAAGCUGUAGCCACUCGGCCAAUUGGCAGGUCCCCAGAUGUGUGUGGAGGUUGCUUUCUGGUGGGCGGUGGGCUGGAGAGGCCUCAUCCUGUGGGCAGUGGGGCUAGUGUCGGUGGCCGACUCCCUGUGGCCCUGUCCCCAGCGCUGUGAGUGCUACUCCGAGGUGCUGAUGGUCAACUGCUCGUGGCGCCACCUAGCGUCCGUGCCCGAGGGAAUAUCCGGAGACUCGCAGCGGCUCGACCUCUCGCACAACCGCCUCAAGGCCCUCGGCCGCCGGCAGUUCUCGGGGCUCGGGCAGCUGCGGGAGCUGGACCUGAGCGACAACAUCCUGACCAUGAUCGAGGUGGAGGCCUUCCUGGGGCUCCAGAACCUGCUCACGCUGCGGAUGUUCCGCAACCGGCUGAAGAUCAUCACCGUGGGGGUCUUCUCCGGGCUGCCCAGCCUGCGGCUGCUGGACAUCAGCGAGAACGAGAUCCUCGUCUUCCUGGACUACACCUUCCGCGAGCUGGCACACCUGCAGCGGAUGGAGGCCAGCGAGAACGACCUGGUCUUCAUCUCCCAGCGCGCCUUCGUCGGGCUGGCCAACCUCCAGGAGCUCAACAUCGACCGCUGCAACCUGACCGCCAUCCCCACGGACGCCCUCUCGCAGCUGAUUGGCCUGGUCAGACUGCGGCUCAAGCGCCUGGUCAUCACUUCCUUGCCCAACAACUCUUUCCGUCGCCUGGGGCGCCUAAGGGAACUCGAGGUGUCCCACUGCCCCUGGUUGGAGUCCUUGGCAGGGAAUAGCCUUUUUGGCCUGAACCUGACCUCUCUAACAUUGAGUCACUGUAAUCUAAGUACAUUUCCUUACGCCGCCCUCCAUCACCUGGUCUACCUUCGCUACCUAGACCUUUCGUAUAACCCCAUUACCUCCAUUCAAGGUAAACUUCUGGGCGACCUGUUGAGGCUGCAGGAGCUGCACCUGGUUGGGGGCAGUCUGCUUCAGGUCGAGCUGCAGGCUUUCCAUGGCCUCGCUUACCUCCGCCUCCUAAACGUCUCGUCCAAUCAGCUUGUGACCCUCGAGGAAGGGGCCUUCCAUUCGGUGGGCAACCUCGAGGUCUUGAGGCUGGACGAGAACCCGUUGGCGUGCGACUGCCGCCUGCUGUGGGUGAUGCGACGCCGGCUGCGCUUGGACUUCGACGCCAACCCGCCGACCUGCAACGCGCCCCUCCAGGUGCAAGGAAGGUCCUUCCAGGACUUCACGGAGUCCGAGAUGCCGGGGCUCUUCACCUGCCGUCCGCCUCGGAUCCUGAGCCGCAAGCCGCAGGAGGUGAGAGUGGAGGAGGGACACACGGUGCCGUUGCUCUGCAAGGCGGACGGAGACCCCGUCCCCUCCAUCUCCUGGCUCAGCCCCAAACACACCAAGCUCUCCCCGACGGGUCGGAUACGCAUCCUCCCCGACGGCUCUCUGGAGGUGCGCUACGCCCAGGUGCACGACAGCGGCACUUACCUGUGCGUGGCGUCGAACGCGGCCGGAAACGACACCUUUCCCGUGAGCUUGCGUGUCCGUGGCUUCCCGUCCUCCGGGCGCAACCGCUCCGCCUCCUACUUCCUGGACGGGUGGAGCCUGGUGACGGCGCCGAACGCCGUCAACGGCUCGUCGCAGCAGACGAAACCGUACCCGUUUGACGCCAAGACGCUGGUGAUCGCCGUGACCAUGGGCUUCCUGUCGUUUCUCAGCUCCGUGGCCAUCUGCUUCGUGUUCAUGUUAUUCUGGAGUCAGAGCAAAGGCCAGAUCAAGCACACGGCCACCAUCGACUUCGUGCCGCGCUCGUCGGGAGGCGGCGGUGGCGGUGGAGGUGCCGAACCCAGCAAGUUCACCAUGAAGCUCAUCUGAGGGGACGAUUCGGAUGCUGGUUCUGCACCGGACGUGUCUGACAAGACGGGAAACGGGACGAAAAACAUCCCAGUUGGUUCUUUUGGAGAGGAAGAUAAAUAUGAUCAGACAUCGAUCAGAAACAUCUGGCCAUCUGGCAAUUGGUUGGCCUGGGUUUGAUACCUGAACCCGCCGCUGCGAAUCCAUGUUGCUUUGGAUAAAAGCGUCAUGCUAAAUACCUGUCACCUUUACCUUUAAAAAGGGAUAGUGUGUGUGUGUGUGUGUGUGUGUGUGUGUGUGUGUGUGUGUGUGGCAUUGAACUGGCCAGUGGUUUCCAUACUGCAUCCACAGACCACAGGAGACAGUAACAUUCAUUCAUAGCACUGGUUAUGAGCUUAAGAGUCCAUAUAGUGCAUGAUCAUGAAUUAAGCUGGGCCUCUACAUAUGCCCACCCUGCUCUCCAAAUGAGUUAAAGGCUCAGAUCUGAGUGAGAAAAAAAAAAAAAAAAAAAAACUCUAUCCGAGUUGUUCGGAAAACCCCUGAUAUAUCUCUGAUCACGGGGAGGAUAAUAAAUGCCUUGGCGAUCACGUGACCCGGGUAGUCUGAGAUCCCAUUGGAGGACAACUGUGCCACAGUCGGAGAGCUCGAUGGGGUUUAGCGUCUGUUUGUUUUUGCCCAGUGCAGUUUUUUUAUUAUGACAGACAUGCUCUUCCACAGCCGCUGGGCGAUGAGAUUAAAGAUUGGAUUUAGACCCCGAGACUUUUAUGUAUGGAAUCGCCGCUCAUCCCGAAACAGGACUGGGAAGUGUCAUUCACGUUUUAUUUGAAUGAAGUCACGUGUACAUGGUUUGUUGUGACAAAAAUAGUCUGGACAGGAAGAAAAAAAACAACAGUUCUCUUUUUCAAAUCACGUGGAGGGGAAUUGAGAAGCACCAGAUUCUUGAGCUUGUUGACAGACAGCUGCAGCAAUACAAAUAAACACUGUGUUCAUUGAGAUUGUAUUGUUCACUGAUUGUCCAGUGAUAUACUUAGACCUUAUGUCUUCCAGAACAACACUUUCAUCUGGAUGAAAAUGGUUGUCUUUCUCUAAACACAGAACAUUUCAUUUGGUUCAGCUGAUGAUGUGUGAUCAGUAAAUACACUGGGUAAUUCUGCAACAUAUUACUCUAACCGGGCAAGUUCAUGGUUCCUUCAAAAACUGGAGCUGAACUAAAAUAUAUAUAUUUAAUGCAUGCUUUUGAUCAAGUUCCCUUUCACUUCUAGUUAAACACCAACAUCACACAACCAUUAGCCAUUAACCAUAAGACUUUAUCAUUAGCCCUGGCAUGCCUAUAUACUGAACACUAUCACGAAACCUAUCCACAUGUUUGAAAGAUCCAUCAUCAUGCAAAAUAUCAACAAAUGAAAGGAGACAUAGAAUGAAAACCAUAUUUGUCUUGGUUUUGAGAGGUUGGGCAUAACCAAAGAGCUAUCAUGAACAUGAGGCAUGGUUGUGCCCUCCUUCAUAUGAAAAUCUUGAACUUAGAAAUAGCCAGUAAAAAAAAUGGGCGAAUUAGAACAAAGCCUACUUGUGAUGUCAAAUAUCGCGAAGCCAUUGAAGUUCAAUUGUGCUUGCCAAAGAGGGCAUCAUUUAGUCAAAAGGACCAUUACAAUGCCCAGCCUAAAUAUAAGGUUUUAAUUGGCCUUGUAAAAUUGCAAUUGAGUUUAUUUUUUAUGAAUCAAAGUUGAAUAUAUACUAUACUAUUUUAACAUCAGAGAACACAGCACAAUACUUAAUCCAUCCAUUCUAUGUCCUCUUUAAUGUAAAGCCCUAGAGGUUUUAAGAGUCGGCUCUCUGUGGGCUAUGACAAAUUACCCGAGGCUAAAUCAACCUUGCUACUCUGUGAGGAGAUGUUCUCUUAAAUCGGCCCUUUUGCCCCCGUCGGUGGCGAUCUCAUUUUGCUAAACAAAUCCUGCAACCUCCACUGUCCUUUAUCCUUAGACUGGACUGGCAUUCUGAUAGUGCUGGAAAGAUUUAAUCAAAGGUUUUCAAAAAGCCUCUAUCGUCAGCAUUCUGGGAAAUUGUAGUGUGUGUGUGUGUGUGUGUGUGUGUGUGUGUGUGUGUGUGUGUGUGUGUGUGUGUGUGAAAGCCAGACUGAGAGAGGCUGAUUGUCACCAGCUGCCUACCUGCAGUCCUGAGAGUAUAGGUAUUUCUGUUUGCCAGAGCAUAUGAUAUUGCAGAGAGAAAAAUAGACCUGAUCUGAUGAUAUGUGAUAUUAUCCCACAAAACAAUAGACUCGUAUCACACAAGUACCAGCCACAAUAAACCUUAAAUAUAAGUAAGCGUAGCAGUGUCCGGUGAUACAGUUUUACAUAGCUUGUUUUCUCUGACAUUGAAAUCCGUGGAAUCACAACUCAUGAAAUUAGUCAUUAAUAGGAUGCAAGAAAGGGACGCAAAUAAAUACUUCAUGUCAUCAUGUCCUCCAUUAUUGGUAAAAUGCAGGGACAGAUCAUGGUUAAUGUACAAUUACCCUUGUAACCUACGUUUUUCUUUAAGAGCAACUGACUGUUGACUUUAAGUCAACAAGCAGAUGACUGCCAUCCAUAUAUAAAAUACACAGAUAUACUGGCAACUGCCUGGCUUGCAAUGGCAUUCAACAAAAAACAUUCUGUUUUAUUUUCUGACAAGAACUUUUACGCGUUCUGAUUGCAAAUGGAAGUCCCUAUGCAACUGCAUGUUAGCGAUGUUACUGAAUGAGUGAAGAAUGCAUCACUGCACAAUUACUGCUUGCUUGAUACAGAACGAUUCCCCUAUGUUUCAUAACAUCUGACACCGAAAUAAAAUCCCUCAUGAAUGGAGGCUCUAUGAAAACUAUUAUGUUAUGAAACAAAAUUCAUACAGUGGUUUGUUUUCUAAUGGGAAACAAUACUAAUUUGAUUUACUGUUUUAAAUUAUUCAAAAAGAGUAAUACAUGCAUAAUAGCUGUUGUGUUAUUAAUGUUCUGUAUGAAUCCUAAUUUAUUGUUGACUCUUUUUUUAAUACUUCUUUUUCUAAAUUAUGAUGAUAAAUAAAGAAAUGAAGUUCAUUCAAUACUGGGAGUAGUGCCAGUCAUCUCUGUGAUCACAUGGACAGGUUAAAGGCAGAAUGUUAUUUGGUUGUGUUCUUC